This is a messenger RNA of Caenorhabditis sp. 36 PRJEB53466, 8334 nucleotides long. The record is from the annotation of a GenBank genome assembly. Lineage: Eukaryota; Metazoa; Nematoda; Chromadorea; Rhabditida; Rhabditidae.
AUGCAUGAGAACCGACCGCUCGAUGAUAUCAUAGAAGUGAACGAGCGAAAUGGCACGAAUCCGCCGGACAGACAGCGUUUCGAGAACGAAUUGGAAGGAUUUCACUCGGAAAUGCAAAGAAUUCGAUCUCAGGUUGAUUACUGAUUUUAGCGCAUUAUAAUAAAGUUUUCUGCGUUUUAGAUUCAAACCCGGUGCAAAAAAUGUCUAGAGGCGAACCCGGUGGAACAAGAAAUGCGGGUCAAGCGGGAGGCGCUACGAAUAGAAAUCAACCAGCUCAAAACCGACGGCAACAAGAUCAAAACCGAGAUUGAUAAUCAAGUGAGUCCCCAAACCUGUAGUGAAUUGUCCAUCUCCUGGGUCAGUCCGUAUGGAAACGAGUGCGAAGAGACGUGGACCGGAAAAAUGAGCUGAAGAGCAACAGCUGUGUGCACACUCCGAGAAUAUAUAUGUGCGGUCGAAAGCUUCGCAAUUUUCUGGAAGCUAGCUGAGCCAGCCCAGAGAGAAGGCGAGGGGGGAGGUGAUGAAGACACAAAAUUGCGAAAAGUGAGAAGAGCGAGCCUUUUUGAAUAAAUGCAUUUAUGCAUGAUAUUAGCAUAUUGAUAAACUGCAACGCACUUUUUAUCGAUGCGGACGUUCCCACCUGUUGCUUUUGCAGUUUGAUUUUUGGUGACGCACUGUAUUGUAUGAAUAGAAGCUCCACUUGCUUAGCACUAAUGUGACAAAAAAGCAAGACGUUCCUACCGUAAUACUAGAAAAAUUGUAGAAUCCUAAAGUUUGGUGCUGUCGAAAUGGAAAGAAAGAUAUAAAAUAUAGGAUUUUAUACUCGAUUUUCACUCGGGGUUUUAUGAGCAACAUAAAGAACGGAACAAGCAAACAGUUUUACGACGAAAACGGAGAAAUUUUGCAAGAGUUACAGUAGCUAUGAGCGGGCGUUGGUUGCAAAAGACGAAGCCCAUUUCGGCCACAUGGAUUUUUGAUUUUUCUCGAUUCUAGUUUCAAGGCCGCCUCUGCUCGUUCCCAGACAGCCACCAAAACAUGGAAAACUCACUAAACAUAAACACGUCAUCCACAGACGCGUAUAUUUUGUAUAUCUGAUAAGAACGGCAGAUCAGGAUUAUCAUAGGACUGGCGCGUGAACGAUGAAAAUGAUAAAAAUGAAUUAAUCGUGGCUUUUUUCCAGAGAAAGACGCAACUGGAUUUGGAGAAGGAUUGCCGCAUUCGGAACAAAGAUCAACUCGACAAAGUACUCUUGGAGCACGAAAAGCGCUACAAUACGCGCAGUAUGUCGGCGAGAGACGAACAAGCACUUGUCACCGAAAUCGACGCGUUGAAAAGGAAUCGGCAAAAGUUGGAGUGGGUUUGAACCAAAAAAGUGAACCAAAUCGAAUGGUUUUCAGUGCGUUGGCGGAAUUGAACUUAGAAAGGAGGGAUAUGAAUCUGAAGUUGGAGCAGAAUCGAGAGAGGAAACAUGUAAGUGUUCAAAGCUGAAUCGAAUGUGCACAAAGACGGUGACAUUUUACAUUGACAUUCCAAGAAAUGUCGUUUACGUCAUUUCACUAAAAAAAUUUUUAGAACUUGAUAACAAAUUGUCAUUCUUCAACCUUUUUUGUUUGCCUAUGAAUAUCCUACCUUUACUGACGAACUAAAAACAUUGUAUCUGUUCUGAAACUGUCCAGAAAUAUGGGGUAUAUCUUCAAUACUGAAACCUGAGAAAGCCAUAAGGAAGUAUGUUGAUGUAUAACAAUAAAACCUGAGAACUUUCCUUUUCAGAAAGUCUACUUCGACCUCACCUCCCUUCAAAACCAAUGUAAACAGAUGAGAGCGGACCGGAGAAUGAUAGAAGAUGAGAUUCGUGAUUUCAAAAUGCAGCUACGCGGGGCCAGUGACCGCCGGAAAGAGCUCAUUAACGCCUACGAGUAUAAUCGAGAAGAGUACAAGUCGUGGCUUGACGAAAACAAACUAAUCGGUUCGAGUGUGCCAAUGUCGUUCCCAAGCGCAAGAAAAAUGAGUGAGUCUUUGUGUGAAUGGGUUUGAAAUGAAGCGAGAAGACGCUCAAUUUUCUUUCGAACCUUGAGAAGGCGAAAGAGUAUUUGGAGAGGAAAAAUUGGAUGAGAAGAGGGUCUUAGGGAUUCGAAAAGAACGAAUGCAUGCAUUGAAAAUUCAAGGCUCGAAGGAAAAGAGGCUUUCGGACGUCUUGUGACUGCGUUAGCACGAGACAAAUCGUUGUGACCUGAGGCGUUCUAGUUGAGUUUUUGAAUGGCCCGGGCCGAGUAAAAAUGUUACGAAAUCCAGAAAAAAACACAACUCACCGGUAGCAUUUUUUGAUGUUUCAAUUUUCAGAAGUGCCAGUAGAAGUAGAAGAACUCGAGCCGUAUUACGAGCAGAAAAGAGACUGCAACCGGCUCAUACACUAUCUGGAAAGACUUCAGACCAAUGUCCAGACAGAAGAAGUUGCGAAACCGUCCCUCCCGGUCGUGAUCGAUGACGACGAUGACUCAGCAGACGAGCUGCCGCCACAACUGCUCAAACAGAACCCCAAGAUCCACGUGGCAUCAGUUCCGGCCUCCAAUCCAUGUACCAAGAGGAGUUUGAAGAAGGGAACACAGCCGAUCUCGCAUAACAUUGACAUUUACAAGCUGUUUGGAACUGUCGACGUGGAAGUGCCCAAAGUGUAUGCAGAUGUCGGCGAGGCAUUGAAAUCUGUAAGCUUUCAAUUUAAAAUUAGUGUUAUGUGAGUCAAGGAUAGCUUAGUUGAGUUGAGUGCGUUGCAACGCUGAGCAGAAGAGCAAAGAAAAUCUGAAAACUUCUAAGACCCAUUUUUGCAGGUGAGAGAAAAACUCGAGUUCUACAACCAACAAACGACCAACGAACUGGACUGGGGAGACGAAUUGGGAGGAAUGGGUAAGAAGAGUUUGGCUUGGAUUUCGCAAUUCAACCUAUUGACACAAAUGAUGAAAUGCUAACUAUUUCAGAAUUCCUGUCGGUAUCCCGAACUGCAAGUGACAUGGACUCUUACAUGGAUGACUCUCUUUCUGACGUCGGAAGCAUCUCCAGCUUUAUCCGUGCAUCGAGUCGGACCAGUUGCCCUUCGCCUCUGGCCACUGACAAUUCGCCCAAGAGAUUCGUAUCGAAUCCAGAAGUCAAAAAUUCGCCAGUAUAACCCCCAUAGAUCUGAAAAUCGUGUCAAAAUAUGUUUUACGGCGCUUUCAAUUGUUUCGUCCGCCUUUUCAUUGAACUCUCGAGUUUAUUUCCUUCACUUUCAUCGUGUUUCCGAAAACAGAUUCGGGUUUCAACAAGUUUCAGUUUGCCAUCGAAUCAUUUGAUGCUCUAGCAUGUAGCUCUAGUCUUAGAACUAGAUUUAUUUUUGUGGCCAACACGUUCACUUUGCUCUUCAAUAUCCGUUUGUCACAAAUGCCUUCUGCUCAACACCGUUGCUCAUGAUCAAUAAGUUUGUCAAAAAAUUGGGUACUUUCUAUCUUGCAAACUGUUGCCCACAUGUGAUUCUAUUUGAAAAAAAUUUUUUAUUCAAUGUAUUUUCUUUUUCCCUGCUAAAUGAUAUUGAAGCCGGCAGAAGUGCAUAGCAAUAGGGCCAGGGAAAGAGAGAGAGAGAGAGAGAGAGAGAGAGAGAGAGAGAGAGAGAGAGAGAGAGAUGGUUACGAGGUUGACUUUUUGCACAAAAAUGUCCUGUAUUUUUAAAAAAUUUGCGAACGAAGUUGUUUGUCGGAGGUACCGUAAUCCGAUGCACUAUCUUAAAGGAGGCUUGGCCAAAAACCGUCUAGCUCAAAAAUCGGUUUUUGAGUGGGGUCUUCAAUGGGUAUAAUAUGAACCGAAACGGAGUCAACUUGUUUUUUCUAGUACGGCAUGCUGUUGGCCGUUGGUUGUUUCUCUGAGAUACUAUGUACGUCUUAAUUUUCUCCUCCCCCUCUCUGUAGAAUGUGUUCAUUGGCAACUUUUGAUUCCGAUCUCUCUCCAGAUGUUCACAACAGAAAAAUAAAUGGCCGGAGUCCAACUGGAUAUGUAAAGGUAAAAAAAGAGAACAGAAGUUUAUAAAAGCACGAAACAUGUGCCAGACAUUGACGGAACCUUUCAAUGCGUCAUUUUUAUCGUCUUCCUUCUACAUUCUUCUCCUACUUCUUGUUUUUGAUGCUCUCAAAAGAGAAAAGAGCAAAGUGAGGAGAAAAGAGGAGUCGCUCUUCUUCUUCUUCUUCUUCUCGACGUCUCCUUGCUCGUAAUUCCCAAAAUCCAUAAAUAGAGAACCCCUUCCUCUUUUCCUUCUUCUUCUUCUUCUCUUUGCGGACCCCCUCCCCCAUCUCUUGGGCCUCUCCUUCUUCCUUGUGUGCGCAUCUCGCGCUCGUUUUUGGCUUCAACACGACGGCUUCUGGACGAUAGCUACUGCUCCAUUUAUUUGAGCGGCACCCCCCUCCGCCGUUUUCUUGCACACUUUCACCCAACAUUUCACACAACCCUGACCCUUUUCUUUUAACUUUUUCUGGACGAAUGAAAAAACCAUUGGUGUUCCAAUUGAAUUGGAAGCAAUUGUGUUGGGGCGUGCUCUUUUUGGUCGUCGCAACGAGCACCACUACUAAUGCGAUUAAAAUAAAAAGGACGGCCAAGGAUUUGGAGAGCCAGCUUUAUGAGGAUUUGCUCUUCGACUAUAAUAAGGUUUGUGUUUUUCGUUCUUGGUGUUGUUCUUUGGUAGUUUGAUUAGUGGGAUUAAAAGUUCUUUUAUUUUUUUGCAGUGCCCUUUCAACUACUAAACCUAUUACCCUCUUUGUUUCAGGUCCCGAGACCAGUCAAAAACAGCUCGGAUAUUCUUACUGUAGACGUCGGAGCCUCUCUCAUUCGAAUCAUUGAUGUAGAUGAAAAGAAUCAAGUGCUCACCACCAAUUUAUGGUUGGAAAUGGUAAAGAUGCAACCUGUUUUGAUAAAACUCACCACGAAACCUUCAGAAAUGGAAUGACGCAAAGCUUACAUGGAUUCCGGAGAAGUACGGUGGACUAAAGACCUUGCACAUACCGAGUGACUUUAUUUGGACCCCGGAUCUAGUGCUUUAUAACAAGUAAAUCAGUUUUCUUAGCUGUUUCAAUAAUGUCGCAAGUAUUUCAGCGCAGCAGGAGACCCUGACAUUACAAUCUUAACGGAUGCACUUGUUACCUUCGAGGGCAAUGUUUACUGGCAACCACCGGCUAUUUACAAGUCAUUUUGCCCGGUAAGUUUAAUGGAUAUUACGUUAUUAUCAAAAUAUUUCAGAUUGACGUGACCUGGUUUCCAUAUGACUCGCAGAAAUGUGAAAUGAAGUUUGGAACUUGGACGUACACUGGUCGAUAUGUUGAUCUGAAGCAACUUCCUCAAGGUUCACAAAUACAUUAAGACCAAAAUCCCAACAAAUUCUGCUCAGAAGAAGUAGUAACCAUCAGCAAAGAUGGAAGCGACGUGGAAUUCAUGCAACAAGGCAUGGAUUUGAGCUUUUUCUAUCGCUCCGCAGAAUGGGAUCUUCUGUCGUUGACAUCUGAAAGACAUUCUGUGCUAUACGCGUCGUGUUGUGGUCCUGAAAAGUAUGUGGACAUCACCUAUUAUUUCGGAUUACGGUAAACGACUUUGUUCUAUGAUUUUUAUUCGAAAUCUGAAAUUUUCAGCAGGAAAACCCUGUUCUUCACGUGCAACCUGAUCAUUCCCUGCUUUUUGAUUUCCAUUCUCACCACAUUUGUGUUCUAUCUGUCCGACCACAAAAUCACAUUCUCCAUUUCUAUUUUAGUCACGCUGACUGUGUUUUUCUUGGUAUGUUUUGUGUGAAAAUGUCUGAAGUGAAGGAUCGAAAAUAACUUUUCUUCCAGGUUUUGAUCGAUUUAAUGCCUCCAACAAGUUUGGUGAUACCCAUGUUUGGAAGAUAUCUGAUCACUACCAUGAUAUUGGUCGCACUAUCUACCGUGGUCUCAGUUAUUACUGUAAAUUUCCGGUUUCGAUCCGGUUCAGCUCACAAAAUGUCGCCAUGGAUUCGAGCGGUGUUUCUAAAGUUUUUGCCGAAGUGAGCUUGUUCAGAAUUGUACGAUGUCAACAUCAGAUGUUUUCAGAAUGCUGAUGAUGAAACGGCCCGAAAAGAAUGAAGCGACCAAACAGGCGCCUUUGGUAGAUGCCGCCAGCUUGGUGGGCUCCAACUAUGCAGCGGCGGCCAAGGUAGGCAAACAAUUGAAUUGUUGUUUGCCCAAACAUAACUUUAUUGUGCAGGCCGCUAACGAGUACCGCAACAAGGCCAAAAAGAACAACGAUGCGAUAAGUCUGAGGGAGAAGCCGAGCUCUCAGGCUGUUCUUAACAACACGUUUGAUAUGAGGAUGAGGAAUAAUGAUAGUAAAGUUGAAAAUGUUAGUGAAGUAGAAGUUCGUCACAAUUCUCUGAAAUUAUUGUUUUCAGAAACUGAAGCCGUACCUCUGCGCUCAAAACAAUACGGCUCCGACUGUAGCUUUUCGAAAAACAAAAAGACAGAAGAACAAGUCUGUGGAUGAUGUGGUUUUUAUGAAUCUUCUCAAUCAAGUUAGGUUCAUUGCUGAGCAUUUCCGGCAUAAUGAGUUGGAGGGAGAGGUGUGUUCAUUUUUCAGUUUACCGAACACUUUGCGAUGCGUCUAAUAGUUGCAAUACGUUUGAAAUUGCUUAAAUUCCGUUUUCUAGAUUUCCGACGACUGGACUUUCGUUGCAAUGGUUCUCGACAGACUCUUCCUCAUUAUUUUCUCGGUCCUUAAUGUGGGAACCGUUUUCAUAAUUCUGGAAUCUCCAUCAUUAUACGACAACUCGAAACCGAUGAAUAUCACAGUACCGAAUAAGCCAUUAGGCCAAGCCAACUUCUAUAGUUCCUGGAAUUUGAAGUAAUACAUACGGUUCUUUUUUGUCUGCAAAAUAAAGUAUUUUUGUUCCGCGUAUCUUUGAAGGUUCAUUUAACAAUUACAAUGAGAAACGAUCUUUCACAGAUACAUAGGAAAUCAUUAAUUCACUAGCGAAAAAGAGGUUGACCAUGAAACAGAAAAUUGACCUUGAAGACCAAUCUAAUUCACAUUGUUUCUCACAUUUCACAUCACAACACCAUAUAACCAAACCAAGGAAAAAAAGAGCGAAGAAAUGAUAUGUAUAUAAUAAUAACGUCAGAAAAUACACGCACAUACAUGCAUCCAGAAAGAAGAAGUAUGGGGUAUGGGGUAAGCAAAAAGUUUGCGGAGGAGAAUAGUUGGGAGACGUCAUAGACGCCAGGAAAACCGGACCCGGCGAAGAAAAGCAAUGCAAAAAAACAAAGGAUGUGGGUCGGAGAAAAAACUCAAUAAUAAUAGUACAAAUCGCAGUAGAUACGACCUUGCAGACACGUAUAAAAGCAGCAGAGGAAGACGAGGAAGGCAUCCAGAACAACAAUGUUCACUCCCUCUCAACUCAUCUGCUCUUCUCUUCUCAUUGCUACCAUUUUGGCUAGUCCAAUCAGCCAUUCUAGGUGAGCGCAUUUCAAACUGAAGUAUUGAUUGAUCUUCUUUUUUUUAGCCAUGAGAACGCCUCUGGCAAGUACGGUUACGGGGAUGAGAACGCCCACGCCAAGAACUUCCACGACAAGGCCGAGCAUUCUGGGCAUGAGGCCCGGGAUAAGAGCUACGCACACGAUGGAAAGGCCGCUGACCACGAUGAUCUUCACAAGGACGCCGCCGAGCACAAGCAGAACAAGGAGGCUCACCAGUCCGGAUCUGGAAACAAAUAUGUUGAUGAUGCCUCCAACUACAACAAGGGUGAGUUUAUCGGUUUCCUUAAAACAUACCAUAUCACCCACGCGUUUCUUUAAGACGUGAAGACCAAGACCUUUGGAUUCUUUGACUACCGUUACGUGCAGCCACAAUACCACAUGGAGCAGUACCACACCGACGAGAAGCACGCCAACAAGUACGCUGGAGAUGAGCACAACGCCGGACAAAAGCACGACGACAAGGGAGGAUACCACGCCGACGGACACCAAGGAUACGGUAAUGCUUUCGGAAAAGAGUACAAUUCAUUGAUGUACGCUUCUUGCAGACAAGGCCCAGGAGAAGCACGGAGCUUCCCACACCGACUACGGAAACGAGGACGCCGGACACAAGUCGAAGUACGACGACAACGAGGGCAAAUACGGAGACCACUCUGACGGAUACUACAACAAGGGAUACGAUAACUUCGGACACGGACACGACUCCGAGAGCUACCAGCCAUCGUACUACCAGCCAAAGCCAAAGUACUACGGAGGACACCAAUCCCACUACCAGCCAUCCGCCACCAGACAUUCGGCGCCGUACCACGGAGAGCAGUACUACGGAUACGAGGCCCCGCACUAUUAA